Molecule: messenger RNA, 3375 nt
Organism: Syzygium oleosum
Lineage: Eukaryota; Viridiplantae; Streptophyta; Magnoliopsida; Myrtales; Myrtaceae
Product: pentatricopeptide repeat-containing protein At2g22070
Exons: 2
Coding region: 203-2563 (786 amino acids)
Biological process (GO): RNA modification
Molecular function (GO): zinc ion binding; RNA binding; protein binding
Source: RefSeq, a predicted model, not a curated record
UUCACUCCUCAAAUUAUGUUUAUCUUUUUUAUGCCCAAAAUUUUAUGUUCGUUGGUGGACUUAUUUCGCGCCAACUUCUGUCGGUUGGAAUUGGAACUCCAACUGCAUUCUCAGACACAGUUUCAUUCGACCAUCCGAACGCGGAUGUGGAUGUCGGUACACUUCAUGCGUCGGUGAUUUGUCCUUAAAGAAGCAUUCUUUGAUGAUGGAACUGCCAAACCCACCUCCCGUUCCUUCCCCUUCGGAAUCUUACGCCUAUCUGCUUCAGACCAGCCUCAAGAACAGGGACCCGUUCGCCGCAAGAUCGGUCCAUGCUCAGAUAAUCAAGUCGGGCCUACAUUUCGGGCUGUUCCUGAUGAAUAAUCUCAUGAAUUUCUACGCGAAAUCUGAGUUUGCGGACGAUGCCCGCCGCGUGUUCGAUGAAAUGCCCGAGAAGAACACGUCUUCUUGGAACACGAUCCUCUCCAUGUAUGCGAAGCGGGGUUCUGUCGACGCAGCACAUCGCUUGUUCAGGGAGAUUCCUGAACGUGACUCUGUUUCUUGGACGGCGAUGAUCGUGGGAUAUAAUCGGACUCGUCGUUUCGUAGAUGCAGUUCAAUUGUUUGUAGAUAUGUUGUCGGAGAGAGUUUUGCCUACCCAGUAUACUUUGACUAAUGUCCUUGCAUCUUGCGCGGCUGUUAAAGCUUUGAUUGUAGGUAGAAAGAUUCAUUCUUCAGUAGUUAAACUUGGGUUGAGUAGCUGUGUUUCUGUGGCGAAUUCUCUCCUUAACAUGUAUGCAAAGUCAGUUGAUAAGAUGACAGCCAAGAUGGUAUUUGAUAGAAUAAAGUUGAAGAACACAUCAAGCUGGAAUGUCAUGCUUUCAAUGCAUAUGCUUUCUGGCCAUGUUGACCUUGCUCUUGCCCAGUUUGAUAGGAUGGACGAAAGAGAUAUUGUCUCUUGGAAUUCAAUGAUUGCUGGUUUCAAUCAGCAUGGGCAUGAUACUGAAGCACUGGAUUUUUUCUCUAGGAUGCUUAAAGAUUGUUCUCUGAAGCCUGAUAAAUUUACUUUGGCAAGUGUUUUGUCCGCCUGUGCUAAUCUUGAAAACUUAAGGCUAGGGAAAGAAAUUCAUGCUUACAUGGUGAAAAGUGUGUUUGAUACGUCCAACGCAGUUGAAAAUGCUUUGAUCUCGAUGUAUGCGAAGUCUGGUGAAGUUGAAACAGCAAGAAAAAUUGUUGAAAAAUGUAAGACUUCAAAUCUGGAUAUAAUAGCUUUUACAGCAUUGUUGGAUGGGUAUGUUAAGCUUGGAGAUAUACAUCCUGCCAGACAAAUAUUUGACUUACAGAUGGAGCGGGAUGUGGUUACAUGGACAGCUAUGAUUGUAGGUUAUGUGCAGAAUGGGUUGAAUGAUGACGCAAUAGAGAUUUUCAAACAAAUGCUUAGAGAAGGCCCCAGACCUAACAGCUAUACUUUAGCAGUUAUGUUGAGUGUAAGUGCACGUGUGGCUUCUUUAAAUUAUGGAAAACAGAUCCAUGCUAAUGCCAUAAGAACACGUGAAUCUUCUUCUGUAUCUGUGAGUAACGCGCUGAUAAACAUGUACGCAAAAUCUGGAAACAUCAAUGACGCAAGAAAAGUAUUUGGGUUGGUACAUGACAACAGGGACACAGUCUCUUGGACUUCCAUGGUUAUUGCUUUGGCUCAACAUGGUCUUGGAGAAGAUGCUCUAGAACUGUUUGAGAAGAUGCUCGCUUUAGGGAUAAAACCGGACCAUAUAACUUAUGUUGGUGUUUUAUCUGCCUGUACGCAUAUUGGAUUGGUUGAACAGGGACGCAGUUAUUAUGACAGGAUGCGACAUACGGACAAAAUUAAACCCACCCCAAGUCAUUAUGCCUGCAUGAUUGACCUAUAUGCGCGUGCUGGAUUGCUACACGAGGCCCAAAGGUUUAUUGAGAACAUGCCUAUUGAACCAGAUGUUGUCGCCUGGGGUUCACUUCUGGCUUCAUGUAGAGUGUAUAAAAAUGUGGAACUGGCAAAGUUUGCUGCAGAAAAGCUGCUUAUCAUUGAUCCAGAUAACAGUGGCGCAUACUCAGCUUUGGCGAAUGUGUAUAUGGUCUGCAGAAAAUGGGAGGAUGCUGCUAAAGUUAGGAAGUCCAUGAAGGAGAGAGGAGUUAAAAAGGAACAAGGAACCAGUUGGGUUCAACUAAGGAACGAGGUUCAUGUCUUUGGUGUCGAAGAUGGGCUUCACCCACAGAAAGAUGCAAUCUACCAGACCAUUGAUAAGAUCUGGAGGGAGAUAAAGAAGAUGGGUUUUGUUCCAGACACCGAAUCAGUAAUGCAUGACCUUGAGGAAGAGGUGAAGGAGCAGAUUCUCAGACAUCACAGUGAGAAACUUGCAAUUGCCUUCGGGUUACUGAACACUCCGGAGAACACUACAUUAAGGAUCAUGAAGAACCUAAGGGUCUGUAAUGAUUGCCACUCAGCCAUUAAGUAUAUAGCUAAGCUAGUUGGCAGAGAAAUCAUUGUGAGGGACUCUACUCGUUUCCACCAUUUCCAAGAUGGUAUGUGUUCUUGUCGGGACUACUGGUAGAAGGAGAUUGUCGAUAAGAGUUCUGAUGUAAAAGGACUUGUGUAAGAUGUCUGAAUGAUCUUUCAAGAUGUUAGGCAGAUCUAUGGCUGAUGGGUAAUUCUAUCAUGCUGUAAAACCCUGCUUCUACCAUGUGUUGCCAUGUAAGGUGGCAGGAACAGAGGAGGGGGUCUGAUUUAUGCUGAUGCUGUAACUGCAUUGAGGACAUUUUUGGACAAACAACAAUUUUGGCAGGUGUCUGUUUACUCGUGUGGAGUCAGAGUUAUAUACUGAAACGGUAUAAAUGACAUUAUGCUGCACUGGUUUUUCCGACACAUUGUUGGGGAACGGAUCUCGAUGUGCAAGUGAACUGCGCUCGACAUUAAUCGGUUUCGUAGGAAUUCUUGUAUCUAUCGCUUUCCGUUAAAAUAGUGCUGGCGCUUCAAAUGCUAUGGUAGCAACAACCAUUGGCAGGGGACCAGCCACACAUGCCCUUGGUGGCGAGAGGUGACCUGGCACGAACGGGGGCACCGACAACAUUUGCGUGUCAUAGACGGAUUGCCAAGUCAUCAAUCCGGAGAAACAAGAGCUGUUAGCAUUGGUAGUGGAACUUGACUUCCACCAUUGAAUCAUGAGAUCAGAAUUCGUAUCCAUCAAGAUGUAUCUCUAUUAUAUGAUUGGUCGAGAUGAGGAUUGAAUCUCUCUACCGUUUGAUCGUUAAAUGAGAAUAAAUCUUUACUGUUACAGUUGUAAUUAGAGGGACUCUUGUAUAUAUAAGGGAGCCCUCUUCCUCAUUUGUAUCAUCCUACAUUUGAGCAAUUACAUUCUUUCCAAAA